CGGGAAGGAUUGAAAAGACCCAGUUGUGGCUUGCUAAAUCGUGUUCGCCAAGAUCGGCAAUUGUUGGAAAAGUCGAAGUUGAAGCGCUAGCCGCUCGACUGACCAUCGAAAAAUUGAACAACCUCGGGUUUGAUUACUAUCUUAUAACCGAAGAAGGACUGAAGACUCAACAUCUAUGUAUGCGUGUGUUGAAGUUACGCACUUGUUAUCCCGGUCUACCAAGAGUCAACCACUCCACCAUGCUGGUCAACAUUCUCGUUUACUUGGCGGUAAUAGCUGGAGUUUCGUACCUAGCUCUCAUAUUCCCCCGGUUACGACAAGAAUGGAAACUCUAUUCACACCGUUCACAACUUCCCCCCGGCCCCAAGGUCAUCAAAAUAGGCAUUCGGAAGCCAUGGCUCUGGUUUCAGGAACUUGGCAGGGAGUACGGCGACGUCGUUUACCUCCAGAUGGGCCCGACGCCGACCAUCGUGCUGGGCUCGGCUCAAGCGGCGUGGGACCUCCUCGAAAAGAAAGGCUCCAUCUUCUCGUCACGACCGCGCUUCAUCAUGGGUGGCGAGCUCCUUUCCGGCGGUAUGAGGGGUCUGAUGGCCUCGUACUCUCCCUUUUGGCGGCGAUGGCGAAAACUCCUGCACAGCGGCUUCAUGCAGCGGCAGAGUGAGACAUACCGGCCGGUGCAGAGUCUGGAGUCCAAGGUGCUUAUGAAUGAGCUCCUCACGACUCCCAGAGAUUUCAGAAGGCACCUUGAGCGAUAUGCGGCAUCUGUCAUUGUGACGGUAACAUACGGUAGGAGGGUGGAGGAUAUCGCCACUGACAUCGUUGUCCAACGCAAUGCUGAGUCGAUGGGACGUUUGACAUCGGUCAAUAUCCCUGGCAAGUUUGCUGUAGAGAGAUACCCUGUUCUCAAAUACGUCCCUAGCUUCUUGGCUACGUGGAAGGCUGAGGUCUUGAAGCAACGACAGAAGGACGUUCAGAUGUACACUGAACUCAUGGACGAAGUCCGUGACAAAGUUUCCAGGGGCGUCGCGCCAGAAUCCUUCGCAAAACACCUGCUCGAAGAACAAGUCAACCUCGGGAUGUCAGACCUCGAAAUAGCGUACACGGCAGGCUCACCGUUUGGAGCUGGCGUUGAGACGUCGGCCGGGUCUCUAGCCAGCUUUUUCCUGGCUUGUGCCAAGUUCGGCCCACAGUUCAUCCCGAGAGCGCAAGAGGAGCUCGACAGAGUUGUUGGAGGCGACCGGUUGCCCACGUUUGAGGACCUAAACAGGCUCGAGUAUGUCCGCGCCAUAGCUUCGGAGACGUUACGCUGGCGACCUGUCGCAGUGCUCGGUGGCACUCCCCAUGCAAGCACUGCGGAUCAUGUCUACAAGGGCAUGUUCAUCCCAAAGGGCAGCACUGUCAUCGCCCCUCUAUGGAGCAUCCAUCACAACGAAGCGGACUUCCCAGAACCCCAUGAGUUUAGACCUGAGCGGUUCUUGACCGACCGCGAAUACCCUGGCACAUUCGGCCAUAGUGCUUUUGGUUGGGGCCGCCGGAUCUGCCCCGGCAUGCACCUUGGGUCUGCGUCCGUGGCCUUGAACAUCGCGAGAAUACUCUGGGGAUUUGAAGCCAACCCUGAAAAAGAUGAGAAAAGCAGAGAUAUUGAUGUUGAUAUCUUCGCGUACUCAGAUGGCUUCAACUCCAGUCCAUUGCCAUUUCCUUGCUCGAUAACACCUCGGUCUCUCAAGCAUGCUCAAGUGAUCGAGCGUGAGUAUGCAGAAGCUUUAGAAGCGUUGAGGAAGUACGCAGUUGCUGGGAGCAAGUUGUCUUGAUCCGUUGAAAGGGUUCGACAUUUGUAUCACUUAGGUCAGAGCUGCAGUAACAUAUCCGAGAUCAACAUUUGACUUCAUGUUCACAAACUUCCGAUUUAACAUUACUUAUACUCAUCUUCAUCGUCCUCUACGCCACCGCAAAGUCCUCAAUACAAAAGGUAUCUUCCAAUACCUCAAAUCGUCAAACUCCGUCUCAGAGAUAUACUCCCGCGUAUUAAUCGUCAAAGCCCAGUCAACAUCAGGCCUACUCGACGCAAAAGUCCUCGCCCCAACCAACGUCCCAUCCCGCUCCGCAAACGGCGCCCGACCGCCGGUCCCGCUGACGGCGUGUGAGCCGAUGAACCUCGCCACCGUACCCGCACUCGCCGCAAGCGAGAAUGCCCCCGCGCACUCCUCCUUGAUAGCCCCGUCGUCGCCGUACGGGCCCGGGACGAGUCGGUACGCCUGUGGUUCGCGCGGGUCGUAGCCCGUGUACUUGCUAUC
Messenger RNA from Colletotrichum phormii, 2294 nucleotides. Its product is annotated as cytochrome P450. The transcript has 7 exons. Bases 180 to 1811 code for a protein of 543 amino acids. Gene Ontology annotation, molecular function: heme binding; oxidoreductase activity, acting on paired donors, with incorporation or reduction of molecular oxygen; iron ion binding. Lineage: Eukaryota; Fungi; Ascomycota; Sordariomycetes; Glomerellales; Glomerellaceae. The record is from RefSeq and is a predicted model, not a curated record.